This is a messenger RNA of Dufourea novaeangliae, 1679 nucleotides long. RefSeq names its product luc7-like protein 3. Gene Ontology annotation, cellular component: U1 snRNP; U2-type prespliceosome. The record is from RefSeq and is a predicted model, not a curated record. Gene Ontology annotation, molecular function: mRNA binding. Lineage: Eukaryota; Metazoa; Arthropoda; Insecta; Hymenoptera; Halictidae. Gene Ontology annotation, biological process: mRNA splice site recognition.
GUCGUCAGUUCGUCGGUCUCUCAAUGUUCGUUUGGAUUUGUUCCGUGUUUGAAUCGAUUUACGUGGUUUCGUCGCUUAUUGCCCGUUCUGUGUGAACAACGAGAACUGAAUAAUAGAUUUUCCACGGUGUAUGCCUAAUAGUCGUUACUGGCACUGUUGUAUACCCUUGAUAAACGACAUUCGGUCAGGAAAAAUUUCGGAACAUGGCUGCUGCCGCUGCUGCUGCUCUACUCGACGAGCUUAUGGGAAGAAACCGAAACGUUCUUCCCAAUGAAAAACCUAAAGAACUGAAUUGGGAAGAUCCGGAGUUUUGCAAAUUGUAUUUAGUGAAAUUUUGCCCCCACGAUCUGUUUGUUAAUACAAGAGCUGACUUGGGUGCGUGUUCCCGGGUACACGACGAUGAGGCCAGAGAAUUGUUUGAGAAAGCACCAUACUCGUACAGAAAGCAACAAUACGAGGACGAAUUUAUUAGAUUUUGUCAGAGCAUGCUGAACGAGGUUGAGAGAAAAAUCAUAAAGGGAAAGCAACGGUUGGCUCUUAUUGGAAGAACAGAAGCGCCUACUUUGACACCAGCGCAAACUCAAAGAAAUGAAGAACAGAUUGCUCUGUUAACUGAGAAAAUUAAUAAACUGGUAGAAGAGGCAGAACAAAGUGGUAUACAAGGCAAUGUGGAACAAGCACAAGGCCUAAUGAGAUUAUGUGACCAAUUAAAGGAGGAACGAGAAACACUCCGUAAAUCUAAUGACAAUAGUCACUAUAAUCAAACUGCUGAAUUGGCUGCUGCGCAAGAAAAACAAAUGGAGGUAUGCGAUGUAUGUGGUGCAUUUCUUAUUGUUGGUGAUGCUCAGCAACGAAUUGAUGAUCAUUUAAUGGGUAAACAACACGUUGGAUAUGCCAGGUUAAAAAGUGCCCUUCAGGAAAUUAUGAGUAAACGCGAGAAAGCAAGAGAUGAAAAAGAACAAAGAAGAGAGGAAGAUAGAAAACAAAGAGCACGUGCUAAUGAAGAUCUUGAUAGACGAAGACGAGACGGAGACAGAGACAGGGAGUUUGUUAAAUACAAGCAUAAAAUCAAUAAUUAUUUAUUGGUAACUGCAUUUAGAAAUUCUGGACAUAGAAGUAGAAGCAGAUCAAGAGAUAAACACGAUAGACAUCGAGAUGAUGAUAAUCACCGACGUCAUCGAGAUAAAGGAAACCGUGAUCAUCGAAGUUCGAGUCAUCACAAUCGUCGCCGCCAUCGAUCUAGAAGUCGAAGUCACAAGUAACUACUCUUGUUUGGUUAGUGAGUGAGAAGUAAGCCAGACGAAAGAAGACAUACCAUGGGGAUGUAACCAAUACAACAGGCUCACUUGCACACUGCUUAAUGUAAUAUUAAGGUAAAGAUUUUGCAUAAUCUACAAAUUCAAACCGAAUCGUGAUUUUUAUACAAUUGCGCCUGAGUUACUUUCCAUCACAUCGCGCUGUUUUUAAAUUAAUUACGGAAAAUAAAUUCCAUGAAGUUCGUUUCUUAAUUACCGUUGUAAACGACGUGUUACACACAUCGGAAGUAUGUUUAAAGCAGAUUUAUUAGCAGUUUAUUCAUAUUUGAUGCAAAUGUUACUUUUAGGCUAUCUGUAUAUACAUAUUAAAACAAAGACAUCAAGGUAAAUUGUCUAUAAUUUGCAUUGUAAUACUCGUGAGAU